GCUUCCUGCUUUUCUGUGCUUCAUACCAUCGUUUUCGGUGAACAAACAUUAAGGAUUUAUGUUUGUCAGGUCUGCCGAAUAGAAGAGAGUUCAGCUUCAGUUCUGAGAAGCCGCUUACUACGGUCGUUCUGUGCCAGAGAGGGGAUGAGAAGUUUACAACUGGUUCUGCACUGACUGAGCAAGCAACUACUGUGAAGCAAGAUGCCCCUGGAGUUCAGGACCAUGUGUGUCCUCCUGCCGAACCGAGAGGAGCUCAGCGUGGCUUUAGGGGUAAAAGCCACUGGACAGGAACUCUUCCAGAAAGUUUGUGACUUACUUCAAAUUAAAGAUCCUCACUUCUUUGGUAUCAGUGUUCUAAAAAACAAUGAAUAUAUAUUUAUUGACCUGGAGCAGAAACUUUGCAAAUACUUCAUAAAGGAAUGGAAGAAAGAGACAAGCAAAAUAAUUGCAAAGCGAGGGAGCGAUUAUAUCCUGAAGCACGCUCCAGAGAUGCACCGGGAGCAGCAAGGCCUGACGACAAGAGAAGCUGUUCUGAAAUAUGUCAAGGAGUCCUGUCUGCUAGAAGAUGUGCCUGUUCACUUCUACAGAUUUCAGAAGGAUAAGAAAGAGGAUCGUCCCACUAUCAUCCUGGGCCUGACCCUUAAAGGGAUACAGAUUUAUCAGGAUGUGAACCAUGUCCGAGAGCUGCUCUAUGACUUCCCCUGGUCACAUAUUGGGAAACUUGCAUUUCUGGGGAAAAAGUUUGUGAUCCAGCCGGAUGGUUUGCCUUCUGCCCGGAAACUGAUUUACUAUACAGGUUGUCCCUUCCGGUCUCGGCAUUUGCUUCAGCUGUUCAGCAACAGCCAUCGGCUCUUUCUUAACAUCCAGCCCGUGCUUAAGCAGAUCCAGAUGCUGGAAGAUGCAGAAGAGAAAAAACGUUAUAGAGAAUCUUACAUCAGUGACACAUUGGAGAUGGAUCUCGAUCCGUCAGACAAGCGUUCACAUGACAGCGGAAGCAGCAGAGGAAGUGAAAGGAACCAUCGUCUGUCUCGGCAGUCAACAGACAGCCAUAGCAGUUCACACACAUCGGGCAUUGAGGCCGACUCGAGGCAUCGGAUGUCUGUGGAAAUGUCUGUGGAUGAACCCUUCAUUAUGGAUCAGGUUCAUCCGAAGGAGAAGUCCUGUAGCUCAACUGUCAGCUGUGGAAGCUCAGGCAUUGAUAGUGGCAGCAAAGGAAAAGCAGACGACUCCCAGGAGGAUGAGGCUGAACUGGCAGUGGAUGAGCCAGAAGAGGUACCUGUGGACAAGUUUCACUCAGAAGAGGCCAUCAGUGGAAUGCCUGUAGAUUCUCUUGCAGUAGAUGGCGUUUGCUGUCAGACCUUUAAUAGGAACCCUCUUUCAGUAGUGCAGGUCACCUUAAUAAAGGUCAGAGGACAAAGUGUGGAUUCCCUUCAUCAGCAGGUGGCACAGUCCAAAGCUAUGAAGUGUCCAGACCAGCACAGCCAAAGUUUAGAUGACAUCCGUCUUCACAAGCAUCUUCAUCCACCGUUAAGUGCCACAUUGUCUUCAGAUACCUCCCACAGCUACACAUUUGGUUGUACCUUAGAGGAUAAACUGGCCAACUACGGAUGCGUGUAUUCAACGGCUGACUGCAAAACCAAGUCGGCCCUCUAUGGAAAGAGGUCCAUGAACUGUCUGUCUCUGGAUCUCUUGGGAGAAGAUCCACUUCCAGAGGAAUUUGUGGUGUAAUCACAUUCGAAGAGCUCUUGGACUAUCUUGGAGAGGAAAAUACACACACAUAAAAAAUGACUCUUGUUAUGAAACUUGUGGGAAAUGGAAACUGUUAUAUAUACCUCAUCAUCUGGGAUGUUUGCCCUUCAUUAUUGUUCCAAGUGAUACAAACAAACUCUCCAGCUUUCCAUUGUUUUGUCCGGCAGUCUUAAUUAAAGUGCAAAUUAAUAGUUAAAAUAUACCAUCAGUAGGUCUCCCAGUCAACAUCUGAGGAAUCCUGGACUACUGGCAGAAACACUUUUCAAACUAAAAAGGCUGGUGGGCAAAACAAUUAAAUACCAGAUA
Messenger RNA from Gekko japonicus, 2055 nucleotides. RefSeq names its product FERM domain containing 1 (gene FRMD1). The transcript has 11 exons. The record is from RefSeq and is a predicted model, not a curated record. Gene Ontology annotation, biological process: positive regulation of hippo signaling. Bases 202 to 1728 code for a protein of 508 amino acids. Gene Ontology annotation, cellular component: cytoplasmic side of apical plasma membrane; cytoskeleton. NCBI's taxonomy places the organism in Eukaryota, Metazoa, Chordata, Lepidosauria, Squamata, Gekkonidae.